UCUUGCCACAACUGGACUAAUUACUGUAAAAGAAUACGGCAGAAGGAAAGUAUGUAAGAAGUUAAGUCCAGCAGAUGGCGGUAAAUGCAACGAAAAGGAUGCCAACUGCCAAUAAACACCAAAGAAGAAGAAGAAGAAGUACGAAAUUUCCUCCACUUUCCAGCAGCUUGUUGCUAGGUGUUUUAGCGUCCUAUCUGUGUACGGUUGCUAGCUAAUGGCUAGCUAACAAAUAUCAGUAUAAAUGCAGCCCAGAAGCCUUGUCGAAAUGGAUUAUGUGCGUUUCGGUUUAAAAUGAAACCAUUGAAAUCGACGUAAGCCCGAAUAACGUUUUAUUCACCAGCUGGAUAAUGUGCAAUUAAGGUGUUUUAAAGGUUUUGGGCACUCACAUGAGUUCCAGGGAGGCAGCCAAGAUGGGGGACAUCUUGGCAACAGAAGCCGAUCUUCUUGGGAUGAUUAAGGAGUAUCUUAAAUUUGAGGAGUUUGAAGAGACUGUUCACAGUUUUGAAAAGGAGUGCAAAAGCAAAGGCAAGCUCGUCUCAAAGCCUCAAGGAAGUACUCUCAGGGACUCCAAGACUCGUGUCAUUCAGAAAGACCUCCUCAGCUGUUUUGACGAUGGAGACCACAAAGUCUUCUUUGAACUGUGGACAGAAAAUGUUCCCUCUGAGAUAAAAGACACAGACACCGAGGCCCAAAGUCUGGAGUUUUACCUUCACAUCCAUUUCACAAUCUACCCACUGAGGAGGCAUCCUGUUAGACACGACCGAGCUGAGUUCGAGGAGAGGAUUUCCCACUUCAAACAGUACCUGGAGACUCGGGGUGCAGCACUGAGCCAGACCACAAAGUUUCUGCCUUACUAUGCUUUGCCUUUUGUUCCCAACCCUACUGUCCACCCCUCCUUCAAAGAUCUCUUCCAGGAGUCCUGGAUACCGCAGUUGAAGGAUAAGCUGGAGCAGUUUCUGUCUGUGACACUGAAGCCAUCCAACAGCCCAAGGCUGCUACAUUUAUAUAAGGAGGGAGGGAGGAGUACUAAAGAAGCCAUGCAGCAGUUACAGCUCCAAUUGGUUGAAUCGGACAGACGGAUCACUAGCUACGUGCGAAAGUUCAACAAGAUGCAGGCUGACUACCACAACCUGAUUGGAAUCACUGCUGAGCUGGUCGACUCAUUGGAGGCCACAGUCAGCGGAAAAAUGAUCUCCCCAGAGUACCUGCAGAGUGUGUGUGUUCGCCUGUUCAGCAGCCAGAUGAGGCAGAGUGUGGUGCAGAGCACUGACUUCACCAGACCUGGCACUGGAUAUUACUCUAUGAGUCCCUAUGAUGAUGGAUAUGCCUCCUCAAUGCUACGAGCUUCAAUUGCACCACAGAGAUCCAAAGAGGUGCCAAUGCUGCCCUCGCUGGAUUAUGAGAAGCUGAAGAAAGACCUGGUUGAAGGCUCAGACAGACUCAGAUCCCUGCUGCUUCAGGCGCUGCGCUGGAGACUGACUCGCUCCCUCCCUGGUGAACAAAGAGACACAGUACUUCAGGCAUUUAUCAGUAACGAUCUGCUGGAGCGCUACAGUACAAAACAGAAAACGGUGAUUCAUUCAAUGAGAUCGAAGAAUGAGACUGUCCGUCAAUACACGGCUCGUCUUAUAAACGCUUUCGCUUCCCUUGCAGAGGGUCGAAUAUACCUCUCGCAAAUCCCCAUUCUUCUGAAGCUUAUGACGGAAGCAUUGAGGACGGAGGAAAAGGACUCUCUGACUAGAGAGAAUGUGCUUGUAGCCCUGCAGAAACUCAGCCUCAGGAGGAGCCAGCAGACGGCCAUGAUAGCAGACGGUCUAAUCGGCUGGCUGGUGGAUGAGCUGCAGGACUCUGACUGCCUGAGUGACUACAGCCUGGAGUACUCUGCUGCUCUGCUCAUGAAUCUGUGUCUGCGAACAAAAGGAAAAAGGAAGUGUGCAGACAACGCUAAGCAUGUGCUAAAAGUUCUUACCGACCUCCUCGGACAUGAAAACCAUGAGAUUCGGCCAUAUGUGAAUGGAGCCCUGUACAGUAUCCUGUGUAUUCCCUCUGUGAGACAGGAAGCCAAAGAGAUGAGUGUAGAAGAGAUUCUCUGCUGCUACAGCAAAGAAGAGAACCCAGACCUCAACAGACAGAUUGAGUUCAUCAUUAAACAGCUAAAUUCAGCUGAGGAAGAGGGGCCAGAGUCUGAUGAUGAAGAAGAAGAGGAUGACAAUGAUGAGGAUUUAAUGGAGACAGACCUUGAUAUAGAGGAAGUUCUCCAACCACAGCCCAGGGAACUGUCCGGGGAGAGUCUGCUCACCACUGAGUACCUGGGGAUUAUGACCAACAUGACAAAAGUGAAGAGGAAGUCAACUCCUCUGGCGCAACCAAGUCAUGAUGAACCCCUACAACGUCCAGUCACCCCAAGUUCUCAUCGUAAUGUCAAUGUGGGGGAAGGAAGCCUGCCUCCUUCACGAUACAACUCCCGACCUCCUACACGCUCCGGCAGUCGCCCGAGCACUGCUGACUCCCUACGCCACAGUGUCGACUCGGAGUGCGGCCGGUUGUCCCAGGAGUCCGAGUUGGAAGGGCCAUAUGAAGGGCGAGCCAGAAAAGGACAUUCCCAGGAGGAACACAAUGGACACUCAUCCAGUGGUGAUUAUGUCCCUGCAUUUACAAGCCAGCCCAAGAUUCCCCGUACACCUGAAGCAGCAGCCAGCCAGGACAGCAGUGCUCACCGGGCUCGAGGCCCGGCUCUGGCGCCCCAGUUUUCCCAGUCGGAGCCGCAGCAGAGCAGCCGGCCGGGCUCCGCCAGCUCCACAGGAGGAGGGGGACGAAGUGGAAGCAGCCAGUCAAAGAGAAGGUGAAGAGGGAACUGUCACCAUGGAGUAGCCCUAUCUCCCCAGGAGCAUCGAGCUUCCUGUAACAUCAUCCCCCCAGGUUGUGAUCAGGGUCAGGGCAACAGAGAUGGUCGAGGAUCGGCAGCAGCAGGAGGAGGGGCUGGAACAAUGUGGAGGAUUGUGGCUCUGCAUCCCCCCCCCCCCCCCGUUCAGCUUCAGCACAGACUACUUCUGUAACAAUAACCACAGGCCCCAGCAGCCCAACCCUCUGCACCUUGUAACCUUAGUUGGCCCUGAAUUUCUCCACUCUCUCAGCAAGGUGAUAGUUGGCACAUCUAAAUAUGUGCAACAUCCUCCAGCCAUGGCAAAAUGAAUGUGCAACAAGAUGAAGGGGGGUAAAGUUCUGAAUUGGGGAAGUCCAAGAGAAUAAUUGAUUAACUUUUUGGUUACUGGUUUUCUUACAAAAGCACAUUGCAUUUCCUUCACACAAGCUGGCAUAAACAGGGUCCCAGAGAUGCUUAUUUUUGUGAUAUAUUCUCAGUAUCUGUGCUUAAGUCUGAACGUAAGUGUUCAGACUAAAGUGCAGCAUGCUUCCACCAGGUUUUAAUUACAUGUAAACGGGGGAUUAUUGGUAUAAAUAUGAUUUUGGAGUCAUUCUAAAGAUAUUUUUCAAAAAAAGUGACGUUUCACAACUUGAUUCUACUAAUCUAUAAUCUUCUGAAUUUCACUACGUACUGUAUAUAUUGAUUUCUGACUGUGGUGGAAGAUAUCCGUCCACAUAAAUAAAUAAUUGUACCAGCAUUACUUCAAAUAUAAGGCAUUAUCUCAUAUCCGAGUAUCUGCUCUCGUUUUAUUGUUUACAGGAAGGACACAGGUCUGGGCAUGAGUUUUCAGGCUAGUGCAUGUUUUUACAAAACUAUUUAGAAGUGCUUAUUGCUAUUAACAUACACUACCAUCCAUGCAACAUCUGAAAAAAAAACUUGAAUUUGUGUAAAUGUCUUAAAUCCGACAUUUUCUUUGUACAUUUGCUCUAUUUUCCAGCUGUGGUGAUGUACAGUAUAUUUAUGUUAAGUGCUGCUUUUCUGUUGUAAAGCCGAUCAUUUUUAAGUGUUUUUAAAUAAAUGUGGGACACAUGUCA
Molecule: messenger RNA, 3957 nt
Organism: Centropristis striata (black sea bass)
Lineage: Eukaryota; Metazoa; Chordata; Actinopteri; Perciformes; Serranidae
Product: lisH domain-containing protein ARMC9
Exons: 26
Coding region: 387-2846 (819 amino acids)
Biological process (GO): cilium assembly
Cellular component (GO): ciliary basal body; centriole; ciliary tip
Molecular function (GO): protein binding
Source: RefSeq, a predicted model, not a curated record